AUGGGCAACACACAAGUUACGCACAGCAAAUCAACAACGGAACAAACUCAACAGCUGUUGCAGCAGCUGCGUCGCUGCCUGAAGAAGCGUCUGCGUCGCCGCAAGCGCUGCGGCCUUGUCGGCGCCUCAACUUCGCUGCUGCGCCCCAUGCCGCGCUGCAGCUCCUUUGGCAGCUCGCACACUUUGCUCACGCCCAAGGCAAAGCCCAAGGCCAAGGCCAAGAGCGAUGGCAACUACGCUCAAUGGAAAUGCAUGUUCGAGCAUGCGCCGCAGCUGCAGCCGCUGCCACGCCCACACGACAUAAGCGAAGCGCUCUCGGGCCAAACAACGCCGCGUGGAUUUCCCUCGCACACGGACGCGCGUCGCUGCCAAUUGCCGCCGCCGGCUCCUCCACUGUGUGAGCUGCAGGCGCAGCUGAAGGUGCGCAAGCGUCUCAGCUUUAGGUUGCCACAUGGCCACACGGGCAGCAUUCCACGCCUCAAUGCGCGCCAGCGUGCCGCUCAGCAGCAGCUCGAGGCGCAACUGCAGCGCGAUCUCUGCGAUCUGGAGGAUUACUAUGGCGGCUUUCACUAUGCGCUACGCAAUGAGCGACGCAUUUGAAUUGAACAACAAACAACUUAGAACUA
Messenger RNA from Drosophila busckii, 626 nucleotides. It is a transcript of the gene nullo, whose product is annotated as protein nullo. Lineage: Eukaryota; Metazoa; Arthropoda; Insecta; Diptera; Drosophilidae. The record is from RefSeq and is a predicted model, not a curated record. The coding region runs from base 1 to 600 and encodes 199 amino acids. The transcript is spliced from 2 exons.